AUGAAGGAACUGACAGCGGUAAGUGCAUUGCGACCAUCUGCGGCAUCAGAAGGACGUGCUUUAGUGGAUGAAGCAUUGCGAGACAACGCUUCGUCCAUACUAGCUGACAUCGAGUCAAAAUGGGACCGAGCUUCGGAAACCUUUACUAGGUCACUGAAAAGCGUCUAUUAUUUGUGAGA
Molecule: messenger RNA, 179 nt
Organism: Strongylus vulgaris
Lineage: Eukaryota; Metazoa; Nematoda; Chromadorea; Rhabditida; Strongylidae
Source: the annotation of a GenBank genome assembly